Symbiodinium sp. CCMP2592 is the source of this 1761-nucleotide messenger RNA. NCBI's taxonomy places the organism in Eukaryota, Dinophyceae, Suessiales, Symbiodiniaceae. The record is from the annotation of a GenBank genome assembly.
AUGCUUUCGCCCGCGUCGACGCGGCACGUUCCCACGGCACCUGUCGUGGGGAGCACAGGAGGAAAGCCGACUGUGCGAGCAGUACCAUGGGACGCCUGUCGUCAGGCGACCUGGGCCGCGACCGCAGCGCUUGUCGCUGCAGCGGCGCGGCCACGACAUUCGCUCGGGUUCGCCGGGCGGUGCUCCGCCUCCUGGCGAUCUUUGCGUCGAAGGGCAGCCUGUCGAGCCGGAGGAGAACUGGGGCUCGCCUACGAUGCGAAAGUGCUCGAGGAUUAUUUCGCAUGGCGCCCACUCGCCGUGGUGUGGAGGCUCCUGGUUUUCCUCAGCGUGGCCCUGCAGACAGGCGUGGGCGCCGUGGCGGAUCAGGUCAUGAUAGGUUCUGAGCAGCCAGAGGAGCUCCAAAGAAGGGCAGCGGUUCGGCUGAAGGAGCUCCUCAUCUCUUUGGGCCCCACCUUCGUGAAGCUGGGUCAGUCGCUGUCCGUGCGUCCCGACGUUCUCAACGAGAUUUUCCUAGCGGAGUUUCAGGAGUUCCAGGACGGCGUGGCGCCCUUCGACCAUAACGAGGCUGUGAAAUUGGUUCUGGAAGGUUUGGGCAUUCGCGACCUCUCCGAGCGUUUCCGGACCUUCGCAUCGAAGCCGGUGGCUGCUGCCAGCUUGGGCCAGGUCUACAAGGCAGAGCUCUUGGAUGGCAGCCGCGUGGCAGUGAAGGUUCAACGGCCGAACCUCGCCGAGACCGUUAGCCUCGACCUUGUUAUUGCCAGGCAGAUCGCCAAGUUUCUCAUGUCCUUCAACGAUUUCCUCCCCGAAGGCCUCCAGAAUAGCGACCUUAUCGGCUUCGUGGAUGCUUUUGGCCAGCGGGUUUUCGAGGAGUUGGACUACGAGAUGGAGGUGAAGAAUGCCCAACGCUUCCGAGAGCUCUACGGAGAUCAAGCGAAGCUGAAGGUCCCUCGCAUGUACCCCAAGCUGGCCACAAGACAAGUUAUCGUCAUGGAGUGGAUCGAUGGCGUCAAGCUGACAGAUGUGGAAGCGAUACGAGGUCUUGGACUCGAUCCACUGACGUUCAUCACAAUUGGCAUCGAGUGCUCCAUGCGGCAGCUACUGGAGCACGGCUUCUUCCACGCGGAUCCGCAUCCCGGGAACUUCUUCGUGACCAAGCAGGGGGAGCUCUGCAUCCUCGACUUCGGUAUGAUGAGUGAGAUGCCUAAGGACGCCCGGCUGUCCGUUAUCCAGCACAUCGUGCACAUUGUAAAUCGCGACUAUCGUGGAAUGGCGGCCGACUACCAUGAGCUCGGCUUCCUUUCCCGCGACAUCGACGUGCGGCCCAUUGCUCCCAAGCUCGAGGCCUUUUUCGAGCCUCGCUUGGCCCCUGCCCGAGUGGCCGCCAUUAGCUUCAAAACCAUCGUGGAUGGCCUCACAGAGGUCGUUUUCCAGAACUACCCCUUUACAGUGCCGGCCUUCUAUGCACUCGUCGUGCGUUCUUUGGUCAAUCUGGAGGGCUUGGCACUGUCCAUCGACGAGGACUAUCGGGUCCUUGAGGCGGCGUACCCCUACGUGGCGCGGAGGAUUCUUCUCGACUCAGAGCUGCGAAGCAGUCUGAUGGAGUUGCUUUUCAGCUCUCUCCCAAGCACCGGCGCGGCCACCUUUGCCAGCUUCGCUGGGACCGCGCGGCCAACUUGCUCCGGGAGUCCUCCAAGAGCAGCAUCAGUGUUCCUGGGCGGAAGACGGCCGACGGACGAUCCGAUGACACGGCCCUGCUGGUAG